Molecule: messenger RNA, 13075 nt
Organism: Porites lobata
Lineage: Eukaryota; Metazoa; Cnidaria; Anthozoa; Scleractinia; Poritidae
Source: the annotation of a GenBank genome assembly
AUUUUCCAGAAUUCCUUUUACCAAGUUCAUGAUGUUCCACCACAUGCCAAGUAUGGUGGGCGGAAUACUGUGACAUUGAUUCCAGGUGAUGGCGUUGGUCCAGAAAUGGUCACAGCAGUGCAGGACAUAUUUAGGUACAAAUAAUUGUGUUAUUGUAUGUAGUGUAGUACAUGUAAUCGCCAGAGGUUAGUUUAUGUACAUUGUACAUAAAUCAACACAAUUCCUGUACAAAACUGCAAAUGUUUGACUACCCGCUGAUCGCUUUUGCUGACAAGCAUGUGUUGUUUCUUCAGUAAUCCUAAUUUGCUACCCCUUUAUACUCACUGCAUUGAGAUUUAAGCUGAGAUGCCAACCUCUAUAUUGGCCUGUUUGUGCCCAUCAUUCUCUCUCCCAUAGGUGCCAAUAAGAGCCAUGAGUCACGAAUAGUCCCAAAUUUCUUUUUUCUAAAAUUAGCAUUGAAAAGUAUAUAAUACCAUGCACAAGUAUUGUCGUAGAUGUUUCAUUUGAGUGGCCACACCAUCAAAUUUGGCCCACAAACUCAAAAGUUAGAACUAUGUUACACAUGUUUCUAUGAUAAUUAGACAGUGAAUUAGACACCAUCUGAGUUUGAGGGAUAAGUGUCAAUUAUGCAAUAAAAAAAUGACCAGAAACAAAAGAAUAAAUUAUUAAUACUAAGAGUAGGUACAGUGAACGUACAUGUAAACUAAAUUAUGGUUAAACUGGGUGUUUUCUGGAUGUUGAAAAACUAUUGUUUUUAGCUGUUAUGUGGUGGUGUGGGUGACUCUAUAUCAUUUGGUGUUUGAACUACAGUGUAUUAUUUUACAACUCCAAGAAACUUGUCAGUAAAAUCAUGAAUGUUGUUGCCUUUAUGGUUAGGUACAUUGGAGCGCCAGUUGACUUUGAAGAGCUUAAAUUAAGGUACAGAUGCAGUACAUUGUUUAAUAGGAUUUGUUCGCUCAUAUAACAUACGGCUGAAGCUUAACCACUUGUUGCAUGCAUAGACCUAUGUAAUUUUGGUAGGUACAUGUAGGAUAAGUCUACAUGUGAACCAAGUGGCUUUGUAGGAACAUCUGCAUGCUAAUGUAAGAAAUUCACUCUCAUUUACCUCUGGCCUUAUGUGGGAGGUGUUAGUGUAGCGUGACGCCUGAGCCUGAGUUGGGUUGGACAUGACUGUGUAGUAUUGCAGACUUGUGUUGCUCGUGUUCUUGUUAGUAAAUUGAAUCAAGUGCUAGUUACCUGUAUGUUGUUCAUGUUCACCUUCCCCUAAAUAAUGUAGGACAUAACCAUUACUACAAUGUACAUGUACAUGUAUUUUUCUCCUCAGAGGGGAAAGGAAAUUUAGUGGGGGAGGCCAAAGCCAAAUUAAAUGUUUUAUAGAGGAGGAUGAAGCUAAACUGGAUUUCCCAAGAAAUGGGGAGAGGGGCUUUAUACAUGUACAUGUAAGAAACUCACUUUAAUUUGGGGGAGAUACGUCUAGAUGUGUUGAAAAUUUCUAUGGAAUUGACACAACAAGCGAAAACCUGGAAUCAUACGUAUUGUUCUCUCCAGUUUGUGUAAUGUACUGUACAUUUGAAAUGUAGGUUUAAAUGCUUUCAAACUAGUUUGAUUCUCAGGUUUCUUUGUUUCCAAACUGUAAUUUUUAUUCAUGAUCUCAGUGAAUAAUUUUUAUUGGGGCUAGGAGACAAAGAAAAUUGAGAAUCAAACCAGGUUGUAUGUUAAAACCAUUUAACCUGAAUUUCAUUUUGACCAAAAACAGUACUCAGUCAAAAAGUUAACCAUCUCAUUAAUAAUACAACUUAAUAUAAUAUUAGAUGUAAAAAUUAAUAUGCAUUGCCAUGUUUGUCUCUAUUUUAUUAGUGGUAAAGAUCUGGAAGAUGAGGACACAUUUUGUGACAAACUGGAAGAUGUAGUGACAUCAGUAAAGAGAAAUGGAGUGGCAAUCAAGGGUAAAGUACACUUGAAAUUAUUAUUUGUAUUUAUAGAGCAGGACAUGCAUUACCAAAAGUCCACAGAAACAGCUGCAGGAAGGAAAAUUAAACUUUGAAAAGACAUGACACAACAUGUGAGUUUUAGAGAGAUUUUUUGGAAUUGUUAACGGAAUGUUAACAAAAUGGUGGGAAUAGUUGUAUAUCAAGUGGGAUGACACAGAGUGCACUUUUUAUAGUGAGAUAAAAGUAACUAGUCAUAAUAAUUAAUAUAUUGUUGUUAAUACAACACACAUAUAUUACUUAAAGUGCCUAUCACCUAAAAUUUUUUUUUUUCUUAUCUGAAACUACACCUACACCAAAGACAAUUUUUUUAGAAUUUUUUAAAAACGUGCAAAUUUGCCGCCAUUUUGGCACACCAUUCGUCUUAGUCUUAUUUCGGGGUAUGACGUACUUUAAGGAACACGUGACUUUAUCGACAGGAAAACAUUAAAAGUUCUGGUAGGUUUUUCUGUUUCAGAAAAAUUUUCUUCUUACGAAGACAUUGUGAUUCAAUCCUUACUUGUAAUUGAUCUUUUUUGUGUACAGCUGGUGAAGGAAAGGUAAUGCAAGUUCCUUAAUUUACGUCACAUGACAUCAUAUAUGAGUCUGCUAGUUUGUGUGACCAGCGGCGCGGGUGUACCGCAAAAAUGUGGACUUCAAAAAUUGGUUAAAAAAUCGCGUUUUGUUGAAAUGGCAAAAUUUUUUCGCAGAAGUUAUUUUAAUAAGGUAUAGUUUCAGAUAAGAAAAUAUAAAAUUUUAGGUGAUGGGCACUUUAAUACUUGCUGUGAAUAGAACACAAAUUGAGAAUGAAAAUGACAUCAGAAGAAAGUAGAAGAAAAAAAACAAUUAAAAAAAGUGACAUCAAAAAUUAAAGUAAAAGUGUUAAGUUAACAUGUUUGAGCUUUUUAUUCAGGGUGGGUCAUUCUCAUUUAAUUGAAAUGGCUUCUUUGAUCUUAAGUUGGAAAAGAGUGGGAGUAUAAUCAAGGAUGGAAAAACAAGCCCCAGAAGACAGAUUCUUCCAUGAAACUCUGGAAGUGUUAUAAAUAUGGGAAUUACAUGUACGAGCCUAAAAUAAAAUGCUUGUGAAGCCUUGAGCUACUGUCAUUCUAUUAUACAAUGUUGCAAAGUUUCAUGUUUAGAGAGCUGUUACUUGGAGAGUACAGAUGUUGUUUUGAACUCAAACUGCUCCCUACUUCAUCUAUAUUUUCAUUAUUUUAUUACUCAAUAAUUGCGAGUUUCUAUCUUAAACUGUUGCUUCUUUCUGCAAGUUUUGACGUCAACUUAUCCAUAAAUUAUUGAAGCACCUGAUGUUGUCUCAUUCAUCCUUAAAAUGGGUCUUAUUUCGUACUUAAAUUGUUACUGACCUAUUACUAUUUUCUUUCUAGGAAACAUUUUUACUCCAUUAGAUAAGCCAACUUUCAAGUCUCUAAAUGUGGAAUUACGGUUUGUAUUACAAAAGAGAAAAUAACUUUUGUGUCAGUUAAAUAUUAUUACAGACCGUAGAUGUCUUUAAAUGAAAAUUUAAAUUAAAACCUUGUUACUUACCACUCAUUAACCGAGAGUGAGGUCAUUACAGGAAAUUUCAAACCUCGUCCUUGUUGGAACUGAACUGUAAUGACUGAACAGAUGAGGUUAAUAAUGUGACCUUUUUAACGCCAUUCUUAAAAAUUAAUGAAUACAAUAAAAACACCCAAAGUAAUAUUUUUAACAUCUGCAUACAAGAGGUCAUUCGAGGUUGUGUUAACUGAAUGGAAACAAACCUGGCGAUGCAAUCGAAAACCACAAAACACAGUUUUUUGACAAUGAGAAAAUUUGGACCUGAGCCUGUGCCUGUACCCUUUUGACAGCUGUCAAUUGACCACAACAUGGAUGUCCACUAUCAAGUGAAACACAGAUUGUAUAUGCCUUGGACAACUAGCUAGUAAUGCGCGGUCAUUACAAGGAAAUCUUGCCCGCUUAGCAGCCAAUCAGAGUGCGCAUACUAUUAUGUCCAUAUAAUAAUUGUAAAUAGCGCAUGUGACAAGGAUGACAUUCAGAAGGCUGGAAAGUCAUGUAUAAUAAUUUAUUCUGUGGCUUCCCUGGAGUUGUAUCCGUUAAUGUACAGUAGAGGAUAAACUUAACUAAGAUGUCUGUAGAAAUUAUGUGAGCAAAAUAAUUACAGUCAAAAACAUUUUAUUGGUAGUCUUCUCCUGUUGUCUUCAAUUUCAUCUUUCAGUCCUGUCACAGAUUCCUGUAAUUAUUGACAAUAAUUUUUAUAGUAGCUUACAACUCUAGAUUGAAACGUAAACACUUACCUUAGCUCAUCUGUGUACCAAACUAUCAUUGCUGUUUCUCAACAGACUGCAUUUGGAUCUGUUUGCCAAUGUUGUAAGGUGUAAGUCUAUUCCAGGAAUAGAUGUAAGGUAAGUACAAUACCCUUCUAAAUCUUUAGACACAUUUUAUGAUGAUUAAAUUUUCGAAAUGGGGAAUAGUUCUUUGAAUCUCAUAUACUGGCACCACGGUAUGAAGAAAUAAAUGCAAAGAAGAUCAUUGCAGUUAAAGACAUGAUAUAAGAAGUUACCAAAAGAAAGCCUAAAAAAAUUCUAGCCUGCCGGUAAUCGAACCCUGUCCUCCAUGUAACCAGUGACUGCACUCUAACCAAUUGAGCUAACAAGCAAACUGCUGGGAGCUGGUCAUUAAAUAGGUUCGUAAUAUACCCGGGUAUUAUUAUGAACCAAUUUAAUUUUCAGAAUUUGAACCCGGCAACAUCACCAGGAGGCAAGAGCUUCACCACUGCGCCACUCUCUCUCCUCAAAUCAUCGUCCCCAUCCAUUUGUGUGCUCAGUGUAGCAUAUGAUAUUUAUUUAUUUAAUCACUUCCACUAUAUGGUGUAGAACACACAGCAGAGCGGGGUUCCAAUUUAAGAGUGUCCUUACAGAUAACCCCACCAGCCAAGGAGAGGUUGGCCACACCACCAGGGUCUACGUCCUCUACUCUUUAUAAGUGAAAGUGCUGUGAGAUGGGACCUAUGCUUUUUUGUUGUUAUCCAAGGAGACAUGAAAGUCUAACUGCUUGCAGAUGUCAUGAAUUGCAAAGACAGUUCUUUCUCAUCAGUUAUUUAAAGACCCUGACUGUUGGUCCGGCCGGAGUUUGAACCUGCGACCCUCCGCUCAGCAGACAGGUGCUCUCCCAACUGAACUAAACAGGCUGCUGUAUUAAUAAGAUGGUAAUGGUGGGGAUACAGUGUAAUGUGAAUAUAUGCUAGCUUUUGGCUUUGUAUCAUUGACUGAUCAACAAACGUUUUUCUUCUUGAUAUUUUUAGACAUAAAGAUGUGGAUCUUGUGAUUAUCAGAGAAAACACAGAAGGGGAGUACAGCCAUAUUGAACAUGAGGUAUGCAGAAUAUUUAAAUUGUUUGUCAAGUUACUUUUGUCAACAUGUACAGUCAACUCUAUCUAAGAAGGACACCUUUGGGACUGGCACUAUGAGUCCAUCUUAGGGCGCUUUCCAUUUGUCGGAACUGACCGGCCAGACAGUUCGCGUCACAAGGAGAAUUUCACUUUUAAACAAAACUAUCCAACCAGGUCGGUCAAAUCCUAAAUAGUAUGCAGGAAGGAGAUGGUUUUUCAGCAAAAACCCUUUCGAAAAAGCCGAUUUCUUUUGCUAACUGACUGGUCCAGCAGUGGUCCGGCCGGCCAGCUCUGACAAAUGGGAAGCGCCUCUAGAGAGAUGUUCAUCUUAUAGAUAUUCAGUUAAAAGGAGUAAAAGAAAACAGGGACCAACUUGAAGGGUCGGUUAUUUAAACGAAAUCCAACUUAGGCCACUGUUUAGCAAAUCUUUGGACCUCCAGAUCUCGUCCUUAGUGGAUUAUUUUAAGAAGGUAAAAUAAUGCUUUUCUGUUUCGUGAAAGAUAUCAGCCAUCGUGGAUAAUUUGUAUAAAGGGUUUAGUUUAUCUUUUGUCUCACGAUUGUCACUUUGAUAUUGAUCGCGACGUUUCAACCACAAACUGCAGGUCUUUGUCAGGCGAUAGUGUCGACUUACCGAGUCGGACUUUCUUACUAUCAUCGUGGUUGUUAGUGAUUGGUGUAUCACGAACCUCGCUCAGGGUUGAUGGGUUUCGAUCCAAAGCAUUGUUGGUAUUGUCAAAGGAUAGCGAUUGGUUGUUAUGUUGUCUGAUUGUAGGCAUCCACCCUUCACUAAUCUCUAGUGUACGCCCUAUACCUUCAACUAACUUUCAUGACAAAUCGUGGUAAAAAAAAUUGUUAUGCAAACUGAAAACGGCUUAGAAUGCGGUCUUGUUAAACACUGGCUAAACUCCACUUGAAUAACUGGCCCCAAGUGUCCAUUUUAGAAAGAUGUCUGUCUUAUAGAGGGUCAACUGAAAGGAGUAAAAAAAUGCAGGGACCAACUCUAGGUGUCUGUUUUAGCGAGGUGUCUGCAAACAUGAAUUUACAUUAAAUUUUGUCUAACAUCUCUACGCUCUACACAUACGCACUAUCAUAUUAAUCGGUGCAUUUCGUUUUGGCACCUGUCUGUUUAGUUAUACAGUCAAACCUGUGUACAACUGUCACCCUUGGGAAAUGGCAAGGUGACCGUUAUAUGCAGGGUGACUGCUAUAUACAGGUCAACUUUGCAGAAAAUAUAAGGCAACUGAAAGUUUUUGGAAGUUAUCCGGUGACUGUAAUACACAGGUUGACGGCUAUAUACAGGGUUGUUACAUACAGGUUUGACUGUAGAUCUCGGAUGAUGUCAAAAUGUGGUAAGAUCCGGCAAAAGAGGGCUAGUUGGUUAGUCCUUUUAUCAGGACUCAUAUUGUUGCUUGUGCAUUUCUCUUUUAGAAUGUUCCUGGAGUUGUUGAAAGUUUUAAGAUAAUGACAGAGGAAAAAUGUACCUUGAUUGCAAAAUAUGCAUUUGAUUUUGCCGUCAGGCAUGGAAGAAAAAAAGUGACAGCUGUGCACAAGGCUAACAUCAUGUAAGAUUCAAAAUUUCAGCUUUUACAAUUUGCAUUUGUUUUAACUGCACCUUCCACAGAUUUAAUUUCAAAUUCAGUUUUUUAAGAAUAUAAAAUAAUGCAAUAAAAAAAGAUACGAUUAUGUACACUGUCGAUACAAAUCCAUCGCACAAAAGUCAUUGUUGCAUGGAUAUACAUGCACAGUUAUUAUCUUCCUCAGUGUAUCUUAUAAUUAAUAUGAGAGAAAUUUUUUGGUCUUUGAACAACUGACUCACUAUCUUGUUUGUUUUCCAUGGAUUUUAAUUUUGAUACAAUCUGAAGGUUUUAAAGAGUGCCAGUUGAAUGUCUAUGUCACCUACUAAAACUGAAGGCAGAUUCUUCUUCUAGUUCAGUAGCAAGCCUUUCCUCAUUUUUGCUGGUAUUCCAUCUUAAAUUACUGCAGUUCUCAUGCCAAAUAACUUACGAAACGUAAAUAUCAAACAGUAGCCCUGACUUAUCUCUGUUACAUUUAUUCUAGAAUCCACGGCACCUGUUUUAUUUUUCUUCUUAAGUACAUAUAUCUUAUUGGACGGUUAAGUGUGUAGUAUCGCUGGAUAUUCUUACGAGUCACGCUCUAUUUUGGCAAGCCCGUAGGGCGAGUCAAAAUACAAGAGACGAGCAAAAAUAUCCACUUUUGUCCAGGACUGAAUGCACUAGCAAACAUUUGCUAGCAAAUUGUUUUCGCAAAUUUCGUAAAAAUCGCAAAAGUAACAAGAUCCCACGAUACAAAAUUAGCUGUUUCCUGAUUUGUUAUAUCGCUGGAAAUUUUGAAGCUGGAAAUUCAUUAAAUCUCGCUGUAACGGCGGUCGUCGGUCAACAUUCGCGGGUAACAGUACAAGAGUGCACUGUUACCCUCUGACGUCAAAGAUUUUGCAAUGUUGCCUGCUCAGAGAUUUUGACGGAAAACAGUUUCAUGGUAAGAUGUUAUGUUAAUUCUAAGUAACCAAUGAGAGCGCAUUCUGGUAGGAAAAAAUUUCAAGCUAUGCAAGUAUUGUACUUGUUUUGGGUGUUAUUUGUACUCUACUGAGUGAAGUUGAAUAAUAAAUUAUAGUACAUGUAUUUUUAUAACAAAAAAGGAACCCUUAAUUCGAAGCUAAUAGCUUGUUUUAAGUCACCACAUGAUUCAGGGGGCUAUGUUGUGGUUGAAUUUUUCCUUGGUUUAAGUUUUGUUUUCCUUUGUCUUUGGGAAUAAUUAAGUAUGAUAAUGAGGUUGAAACAAAGAAAGUAAACUUUAAACCAAGAUGAAAAUUAAACUACAACAGCUACGACUUCUGCUUGAUUAUUGUCAAGGACUGAAAUUUUUUUUUUUAAUUGUAGCAUUAUUCUUCAUAAUGUCCAUGUUAAUAUUUCACAACAGGAAGCUUGGGGAUGGCCUGUUCUUGAGAUGCUGUGGCGAGGUCGCUAAGGAGUACCCUGAUAUUGAAUAUAAUUCGAUGAUUAUUGACAAUUGCUGCAUGCAACUGGUGUCCAAUCCCCAGCAGUUUGACGUGAUGGUCAUGCCUAACUUGUAUGGUAAUAUUGUCAGCAACAUUGGGGCAUCAUUGGUGGGAGGACCGGGGGUUGUGCCUGGUGAAAAUAUCGGAGGCGACUAUGCUGUGUUUGAGUCGGUAAGAGCUUGAAAAAUAAAAUAAUAAUGAUAUAUCACACCUUCAAUCCUUCAAUUAAAAGAUUUCCCACUUGAAAGGCUGCUCCCUCCUCUUACGCUCUAGCCUGCGAGCAAACUCUCCGGUGCACUCUGGCGGCGGGGCGGGAAAAGGAAGGAGAGCUUUCAACUACGUCUCUGAAAAUUGAAUAUCUAAAAGUCGAUGCGAAAUGCUGAUUGGCGGAGAUGACAUUAGUACAUGACGUCAUUACCCGUGGCGGGUGCUUUCACGUGUUUUUCAAUGUUUGUUUACGUUCGCGCUCGUCUCCGCUUCGCGCUGAUUGGCGGAAAUUUGGCAGCCCAGUCGACGGGGAGCCACCGGGGAAUUGGAGGCGUAAUUCAUAUUCCAGAGACGUAGUUGCAAGCUCUCCUUUCUUUUCCCGCCCCGCCGCCAGCACCCCCUGGAGAGCUUGUUCGCAGACUACUUACGCUCAAUUUAAAUGGGUUAUGUCACGCUAUUUGCUAUUCUUUUUAAAAAGCUAAAAUUUUUUGGGUAUCAGUUGAAUUCCAAUAGAAAUGGUCCAGUUUUGUCUUUUAAGACUGUAUUGUAGGCAUUGAAACUGGAUGGCAAGGACGAACAAGAACUGAAACUGUAAAGAAGUAGGCCAACUUUUUCGCCUUUGAUUACUGUGCCUGCAAAAAUCACCCAAAAAUUUAUUAUGUUCAGUGCUCUCUGAUGAAAUCUGCGGUUUGACAUCUUCAUGAUUCUACGGGAGCAUUUUGUGUAUGGGUAAAGGCCCUAAGUGAUGACUUCAGCACAGAAUUGACGUAAAACAGCAAUACCCUCGUAUCAUAGCCUCUGUAAAGUAUCGUCUCCUCCCCACAGCCCUUCUAGUGUCCUUUUACCAUUUUUCGUGCCUACUUUUGUCUAUAGAGAAAUCAAUUAACCUCCGAAAUUUUGUAACAAUCCGCGAAGAAUUAUUCAACACAUAGCACCAAGAACAAACGAUUUUGACUCGUUGACUUGCCGAAAGGUACCCUUAGUACCAUUAAGUAAAAGUGCUUGGCGAGACAAAUUGAAAAAAAAAGCCUUUUCAAAAACGACGGUUACUUGUGGACGAGGCCUCAAUAAUCCCAGUGAGGCUUCAAUAGCAAAAGCCCUAACGCUCGUAAGAAAGCAACACCCUGAAGCGUUCUGCUAGUUAUAGUCAAAUGAUGUCAUUGGUGGUUCAUAAGUCAUACCUUGUACAAACGCAUCCGGAUAUCUUUGACAGCGGAGAUUUUUUCUCCGUUUUGGCCUUCCGUUGUGUAUACGUUGUUUUCGGGCUCGAAAAACGCAGGUUUUCGAGAACGGUCGCCAGAGUGGAGUUUUUGAAAACGCUGGCUUAACGUGUUCGUGUGGACAGACGAAAACGGAGGUUUUCGAAUUAUGAUGACAUCAUACAUCAUUAGCGCAUGCUCUGUAAUGAAUGCUAUCGUAUUUCCAUCAUUUUAGCGUUUUUGUGUGGACAGGCUAAAACAAUUCGAAUACGCUACGUGUGGACAUGUAUUUUUUCGAAACGGAUUAAAAAAUGCUCCGUUUUCAAAAAUUUCUGUAUACUUGUUGACGAGGCCUUAAGUUUUCCUUCAUCGUGUAAAUGAGAGAAUUUGACAAGUUUCUUUUUAUCUUGACAAGGAAAAAUCUUUUCAUUUUUUCAUUUACAAUACUCAGGUAACGAAAAUUGCUUGCAUGCUCCCUUUACUACUACUAGUACUACCAUCACCACCACCACCGCCAUUCAUUUCAUUUUUCCUUUCAUAAUUAAAGUUGGCAAUCCCCGUGAGGUUUAAAAUAGCAAAAGCCCUAAUUUGCCAAGACAGCGAAACACUGAAGCAUAUUGGCUGUGGUAGUAAAAUGACGUCACCAUGCAGCAAAUGGCCUAUUAACCUACUUUUAUAUUAUAAUUUACAUAUUUUCGUGUCAUAACCUCUUGUGUUCACAGGGUGCGCGCCAUACUGGUGGAGAUAUUCAAGGAAAGAACAUUGCAAACCCUAUGAGCCUGCUGUUUGCAAGUACACUCAUGCUGGAGCAUUUAGGGUAAGGUUUGUGUAAUGCUCGAAAUAGCGCUAGUUUGCUGAAAGAGUGUUGUUGUUGUUGUCUAUCCUUCCAGUUAACGCCCCCGCGAGACUGAAAUUAUUACAUAGGCGACACCAACCCUCCACCAGGAAAAAAUAACUGACUAUAGAAAGUAGAAAAGUGGGAUUUCAAUAACAGGAAGUAGAGGACCUUCGUUCUAUGUAAUAUGGUGUGGGACUAAGUCCUCUCGCGACUUUGUCCCUCGCACGGCCGAUUUGCACCCUCAAAAGCUGGCUGGGCUCGCCUUACGGCUUCUUCUGCUGUGAAACUCGUUAGGACGACUUAUGGCAAGUCUGAGGGUCUUAGAGAAUCAGGAAUUAAGGUGGACCACACAGAGAUAUGUGUUUCGUAUUAGAGAUACGUUCAAGUUUACUAUUGUAGAGUGGAUUUACUGGGAAAAAGGAAAACGUCAUUUUGAGACGGAAAUUGAAAAGGGCGAAAGUAAGCGCCCCUAUCUCGACUCAGAAAGUUAAAUGAGCGCCCCGAUAGCCUGCCUGAAAACGUGCACUGUUCACUUUUCCUCACGCAGGCUUAACGGUGAGGAGCGGGCGGGGGUAGAGCUCUGAAGGGGAUGGAGAGGGCUCUCCCUCUUCCUCUCGUCUAUUUACGCUCCACUUCUCAUUCAUUUCGCGCCACUACCUAACAGGCUAGCCGGGUUUUGUUUUCUUGGGGAUGACCAUUACCCUUACAGUAUUUUGUGUUGAUAUUGCAGAUGGAAUGCUUAUAGUGAUCUGAUACACAGUGCUAUUCUACGAGUUGUGGAUAAAGGAAUGGUGAGUAUUUUGUCCUUUGCGCUUCAUAUUCUGGUAUUCUGAUGUAGAGUUGGACUUGCCAGAGUGUUGUUUCAUCAGGUUAUGUAACCACCGAUGAAAGACUGAAAGUGUUUGUAUAAUUCAUGAAACACUCUUUGUUAUGUAAUGUUUGUAAUCGUCAACAAUUCUUCAGUUUGAAAUUAAAAACCUGCAGUCACGGAAGGGAUUUCUUUUUUUUCUUGUCUCGAAUUUUUAAUGAGAUCGAGAAAUGUGCCGGUAAUAAAGUGAAUGAUCACGAAGUCUUGAGUCAAUCACACACGUGCUUCUCAGAAUGUCGUCAAUGCUAUUUUUAAGGAUGUACUUAAAAAAAUUUUUUAAACUCUGACUGAAAGUGUUUCUGCUAGAAACAAAGAAAUUCACAAUCCUACAAUGGGUGACCUGAGUCGUUUCGCAAAAAUUGUACUUUUUCGUCGUAUUACAUGAUUUAAGGCAGAGCAUUUAUUACAUCUAACAUGAGGUACCGGCUGUUCCACUCCGGUCAAAUGUCUCUGGCUUUCUUGAGUUAACGCCGCAGUGCUAUUGCGCAGGGCCAUACAAAAUGGUUGGUGUAUGUAAAUAUGUUAUUAUUUUUUUCGCGACAUAAGAAGUUUCUCUCUUUUAAAGUGCUUUCCGCUCGACUGAAAAUUUUGAAAAUGACGUCACAAAUCCGCAAUUGGGCGUUUGCCUACGCUAAGGUUACGUUCACACGGCACUGGACGGACGAAUUUUCCACCGGCAGGAAAUCAGGAGCACCCAACGAGGGUUUCUUCCUAAGUACAUUGAAAACUCUUUUUAGGCUAUCCAGAGUACUUUUAGAUCUCCAGAGAUGCAUUCUAAGCGGCGCUAUAAAGCUGGUAUCUGUUCGGUCGUCCUAGAGCAACUUCCGUCUUUUCGAAAUUAUAGGGGCUUCAGUAUUAUUUUCCCAAAGAUUUUAGAUGCAAUUUAAAGUUUUUCGAAAUUUCGAAUUUUUCUGAUUUCUUUCUCCAUCGCAUUUUCUAAUCCUAAAAUUUCAGGUCUCCUUUUUCUACGAAAAACAGCUUAACUUGGGGAGUGUUAUGCUAAAAAGUAAACUUCAAAAAAUCGUAAGGAAUUUAUGAGAUAUGAAGCUUCGAACAUUGGCAAGAAUGGAACGAUCAUCUAGAAAUUUUUAGCCGUCCUCCAGCUAUAGAAAAUUCUUGGCAAUAUUUGCUUCUCCGAACAGAUAUUUUACAGAAACAGUCGUUUGGUGUCCCUCGGAAAUUAGUGCGAUGCGUUUAGGUGUUCGUUCACACGGAACCACCUUAACCGUGUGAAAAUUUAGAUGCCUAUCCGUACAAGUUCCGCGGUGUGAUCAAAGCGAAAAUUUUGAAGGGUGCCGUGUGAACGGCCAAGUGUCAGCUCAAAUUUUUCAGCCGCCUUGUAAACGCCGUAGCCUUAGAACUAACUUACUACAGUUCCGGCAUAGAGAUUUAGUAAGUUAAUUACAGCACUGAUUUUUACACGAAUGAUCAAGCGAUCGCCUAUAAUUAGCUAAGCUGCUGUCUCAGUUUAAUCGUUGGUGAAUUUGUUUCAGAAAACAACCGAUAUUGGAGGCUGGCAUUCCACAACCGAGUUUCUUGACUGCAUAAAGGAAGAGAUUGGACAGGUUGCAAGAUUCACCGGUAACACAUAG